Messenger RNA from Symbiodinium sp. CCMP2456, 550 nucleotides. The record is from the annotation of a GenBank genome assembly. NCBI's taxonomy places the organism in Eukaryota, Dinophyceae, Suessiales, Symbiodiniaceae.
GCGCUUUCCACUGGAGUCCUACUUGGAGCGAUUGCAGAAAGAGAAAGAGAAAGAAGUGCCGGACUCGCUGCCCAUCUUUCCUUUCAAACACGUGCUCAUGCCGAUUCCCGCGCCAGCCGUGGCGGAUGGUAAAGCAAGCCCCGUGGAGUAUGCCAAGCCGGCGGCCCUGACGUACGACGCGGCCCUCCUGAAACUCAACGGCUCUCGUCAGGGAGGGUCCAUGCUGCUCGCCUUCACCACCAGCUGGAUGCUGAUGGCUGAGCUGACGCCUCCGGAGGUUGGAAGUCCGGAACACGAGGUCUGGCUCCGACUGCCCCCGGUCCAUCCCUGCGCCUUGUUCGGCUUCGUGAUCUGUCCUCCAGUGGAAAUCGGCUUCCCCGAGACGGCCGGAGGAAGACUGAGUCAGAACAAGCUCGUCUCCAACCGUGCGGUGGAGGAGGGAAUCAUGGAGGAUGCACCUGACUUCGAGAAAGCGAAGAAGGAGGUUCGCGUCUCCUUCCAAAUCUAUUCGCGGCCGGCGGAGACGAUGGGGUAUUGGGUGAGAGGAUGA